AUGGACAAGGCUAACGCUGAGUGGGCCAAGGAUAUCCCUUGCAAAAACAUCACAAUAUAUGGCUUUUGCAAGUAUGAAAACGACGGGUGCAUCUUCAAUCAUGGUAGUACAAAAGCGAACGCGACUUCGCCGGGACCAAAGUUCAAUGCGAAGACAGCAUCCUCGUUUACGCCUUCAAAGGUACUUAAUUCAAAGAAUAGCACCUCAGCUGCCAUAAAAGCAGAGAAGGUGGCCAAAGCCCUCACUACUGCUGUUGAACAGCCUACUACAUCUUCGCCGUUGGCAAUGAAGUCUGCACCCUUCACGGCGAGUUACAAUCCAUACGCCGCUAACUUCACCCCGGUCGGCUCGGCAGGAACUUCCACCCCUCCUCCAGCCUCAUCAUCUCACCCUGGUUUCAAUCCUUACUCGGCCCCUGCCGGUAUUAACAAUACAGGGGAUGCACCUAUGCAAUCUUCCGCAAGUUUCAUUCCGGGUUCUCCUGCUCCGUUCGCCCAAGAAGCUCCAGGAAGGCAUACCAACUUUCCUUCGAUAUAUCCGCCAAGUCACUCCAUCUUACAGUAUCACCUGUACGCGCCUGACCCGCCGCUGCAUCUUAAAGUGCCUUUAAAGGCUAACGAACGUACGCCAGAAAUGCUGUUUAUUCCGAACGAUAUAAGGGAAGAGCUACUCAAGAAGAACCAAGCUGCGUUGCAAGUCUUUCCUUCAGGAGGAAAUCUGCCUGAGAUUGUCGGCGAUUAUUUUGGUCUUGUCCCUCUAGAAUUCCACAACAGAGCCUCCAAUAAAGAGAGAUACCAAGGCCACCAAAACUCUCUUUACAAGGUGUUCUCCAACUUUGAUGGCAAGAUUUACAUUAUGCGGCGAAUUCAUGAUGUCAAAAUCAAAGAAAGUGUUCAAAUAUUCAAACCGUUUCAGGAUUGGAAAAAGCUUGUUAACUCCAACGUGGUGGGCGUUAGGGAUGCAUUCGUUACUCGUGCAUUUAGCGAUUCUUCUCUGUGUUUGGUUCACGACUACUAUCCGCAAUCCAGUUCUUUGUACGAAACACAUUUUGUGAGCUUUAACCCGACACCAAUCACACAAGAUCUUUUAUGGUCCUACCUUGUGCAGCUUUGCAGUGCUAUCCAGGCAGCGCAUUCUUUUAAUCUCGCGUUCCAGAAUAUCUGCCUUGAUAAGGUGAUAGUAACGGGCAAUCCUGGUCGCAUCAAGAUUGGUGAUUCCUGCCUCCACGAUAUUUUGUAUUUCCAAGAAGACACAGAUGCUACCAAAGAACAACAAAAAGACUUUGUAGAUUUAGGCACUUUGUUGAGGGACCUAGCCGCGAAGUCGACGGGAUCACAAGACACUGACAUUGAAUCCCUUGUGGUGGACAACGACUUCAAGCAGGUGCUGAAUUACCUGCUGGAGCCUAAGUCGCUCAAAACACUUCCGGAGCUAAUGGCACUGUUUUCCCACAAAAUUUUACCAGUCUUGAGCUCUUUGCAGACCUACGCAGAAUACACGGAGUCUAUUUUGGCCCGCGAGUUGGAGAACGCUCGUCUCUUUCGGCUAAUGUGCAAGCUCAAUUUUAUUUUUGGGAGAAUGGAAUCGCGGAUUGACAUCAACUGGUCAGAAUCUGGCGAAAAGUUUCCUAUCAUUCUCUUUUACGACUACGUUUUCCACCAAUCUGAUGAAUCAGGGAAGCCCGUCAUGGACCUAACCCAUGUUCUCAGAUGUCUAAAUAAGCUUGACGCUGGCAUUGGGGAGAAAUUGAUGUUGGUCACACCGGACGAGAUGAAUUGCUUCAUAACAAGCUACAAGGAACUUAAAGACCUUAUAGACUCCACCUUCAGAGCGCUUUCCCAGUAA
Messenger RNA from Lachancea thermotolerans CBS 6340, 1845 nucleotides. It is a transcript of the gene PAN3, whose product is annotated as PAN-complex poly(A)-binding subunit PAN3. Gene Ontology annotation, biological process: nuclear-transcribed mRNA poly(A) tail shortening; mRNA processing. Bases 1 to 1845 code for a protein of 614 amino acids. The record is from RefSeq and is a predicted model, not a curated record. Lineage: Eukaryota; Fungi; Ascomycota; Saccharomycetes; Saccharomycetales; Saccharomycetaceae. The transcript has a single exon. Gene Ontology annotation, cellular component: P-body; PAN complex. Gene Ontology annotation, molecular function: metal ion binding; poly(A) binding.